AUGGAAGGGCGUAAAGACCCUUACCAAAUCGAAUUCAGACGAAUGGCACCUUUGCAAGGAUACGAUGUUGGUGACGGCACUUGGAAGGUCUUAAAGGGACUCGAUAAAGAUGAAUACGAUAAAUUGAUAUACGAGAAUAAAGGUCUUUUAAAGAUAUUUCGGGUUGAGACGGCGAAAUUCAAACUCAACCUCUUUCGGAAGCUUGGCGAGUUCGAUCAAAAGGCAUUCGCAUCUUACUACUCGAGUGACGAGGGAGCUUAUACGGCUAGCCGACAAACGUCUUACAAAGGAGCUCCUUCGGGUCGACAAUCGCGCAGUCGUCGACGAUCUCGAUCUCCUACUUUCAAGGCUGAAUGUUUCAAAUGCGGUUCUAGCAAGCAUGCUAGUCUCACAUGUCAGUUCGCUGAGAUUGGUUUCAAGGCCGCUAAAGCUGCUCGAAUCUUUAAGGAAAGAGAGGAAUCUAAUGAGGCGUCACGGACAUAUCAGCCACCGUUACCCAAAGGAAGACCGACAUCCCUUGGCCCCUUGUACAGAAACAACUCUUUACCACCUUACAAGACAAAGUCCAAUUGGCGUGCUAGAAGCAAAUCUAAUAGCACUCGCAAAGAUGAAAGGGGAUUUGCCGCCGACACAGGAUCUGAUUCUCUAAGCGAGACCUCCGACAUCGAGGAGUUCGCUGGCUUAUCUUGGGAGAAGCGUAUAUCGGCAAAGAAGCUUGCUAGCUCUAGUAUUAUAAGACAAUUCGAUGAUCAGAGGAUGAUCUUCAUACGCAAGUCUGACAACAUGCCUUUGAUUAAGGCUAAAGUGCGGAAUAGAUUGUAUAUCCUUUCGAAGUUCUCUAAGGAGGCUGAUAGAAUGUCCUUCGCUACUAAGAGCACGCAUCACGCUAACCACGACGAUGCUGAUGCCAGCGUUAUGCUUAUACACCCUAAGAAGCUCGCUAAGCAUAGCACUACUAUACUUGGGAAACUCAAUUUUGACGUGGCUAGUCUAUUCCUACCAUCUAUGAGAGGCUACCGAUAUUUUAGCGAGCUCAUAGAUAGCUGGACUCGCAAAACCUGGACCCUUUUGUUCCGAGAUCGGAAAGAAGCUAAGGCAAAAGGAAUAUCUAUUUAUAACACGGAGCCUUAUUCGUUAUACCAGAAUGGCCUUGCGGAGCGCUCUAUCAAAACCACCGAGCACUGCAUUAGGACGGCACUUGAUAAUGCCGAGCUGCUCGUCGAGUUUUGGUGUGAGGCUGUUGAAGCGCAGGCAUACACUCGUGCUAAGCUACGUCGAGGCCUUAAAGUAGUGGAAGAUGUUAUAGACGAAGGCUGUAAAGUCAUUGCCUACGUUCCUCGAGAAUCCCUUUUAGCUAAAACUAGAAAGGAUAAGCUUAUGCCUUCGGGUAGAGAAGGGAUCUUUAUAGGCUACGACGAGAACACUACCUCUUACUAUAAGGUGUACAUUCCCGAGAUGCACAGCACCACUAUCUCGUCUAACGUUGAACUGUCCGACGGUACAUUCAAGGAAUCAGAUGGCACGUACAAUCAGCAUGUCACUCGUGCGCGUAAAGGACGGCCAAGAUUCGCCAACUUACUUACGGUAGACUCGGUCCGUAAUAAGCAGAUUAAACACCUUCCAGACUCCGUCACAAGAGUAAGGGAAGGAUUAGCCCUUGGAACUAGAAAUCACUCACCCGAUAAGACGAUUAACUAUGACCUCGGAACGCCCUCUGUACUAGUAGCGACACCCUUUCGCGUCAUACGAUCUCAAACGAAGAAUGCUGCUCUUCGGAAUAAAGAAUCGGAGGGAGCCGAGGGCACUUCGCUUCCAAAGUCAAUAUCGCUUAUUACCGAGACGAAAUUAAGCGAGGACCUUGGUGAUGAACCGAAGGGCCCGACUCCUUUUAGGCAAGACCACCAAGUUGCACAGGUUACCCUUACAAAGACCACCGGUACAAAACGGAAGGCCGACAAAGAGCUUCCUAAUGCUUCUAAGACAUCAGUCCAGCCUCGGCAAAGCUGGAACUUGCCCGGUACUGAGCUGGAUAAGCGUGCAAGUGAUACUUUUAACCUCGGUAAACGAUAUGCCAGGACUUCUACGUUCCAAACCUCGCUUGUUACGAGGAAGAGAAAAGGCUUGUUAUCAACAGAAGACGAAAAGGCUAUGAUGGCCAUCCUCGAUUGGUUUGAUGAGGCUGACAAUGUGUCGGGUGCCGAAGAGAUAGCAAUGAUAGCGCACGCAGCUAAACAUGACAUCCUUAUUCCUAUUACUUAUAAAGAGGCUGUAGAACAUCCUAUAUACGGCAAGAGAUGGAAGGAAGCUAUUGAUGCCGAGUUUGCUGCGCUUAUUACUAAUCAUACAUAG
Drepanopeziza brunnea f. sp. 'multigermtubi' MB_m1 is the source of this 2349-nucleotide messenger RNA. Lineage: Eukaryota; Fungi; Ascomycota; Leotiomycetes; Helotiales; Drepanopezizaceae. The record is from RefSeq and is a predicted model, not a curated record.